GUGUCGUCCGUGGCAACCUUCCCAAAUCCCCCCCCCUAACAUUUCACUCGCGAUGCACCCUUGGACAAGUUCACGGGUCGCAGUCUCACCAGAAGAGGGCAUUCAGAUUCUGCCUGACAAAGUUGCCUUGACAUGCAGACGUGAUUAACAACAGCGUCAUGCUGCAUUUCAAACCGACCCACAGCGAGAAUGUAAGGAGGAUUUUGACAGAAAAGGUGGAUAUUUGGAUGUUUGAUUAUUCCGCGAGACUCGUCGGCUGCGUUUCACAGAGACUUGUGGAUAACCGACCCUUACUUUCCUCUGUGCGCCAUCCGCGGAUCAGACUGAGCAUCCUUGAGAAUAGAGACGCCAGGGUUUUACUUGGGAGAGGAAUCUAACGGGCUGCUGGACUCGCGUGGAAAAUAACGCCCUGUGUUUUUGCAUCAUGCCACCGUGUUUGUGAAGUUUCGAGACAGGAUUUGAUCACGGAUCCUUCAUGCGCAUGUAAGACUGACGCGAAUUACUUGGAUGUGGCUUCGUUAUUGUCUGCGCGUACUGCAGUGCUCUUUUUGGCUGUAACUUGAAAAAAAAGAGGACGAUUCCUUCGCUGCGAAGACAUGGAUAGGGAGUUGUAAAACGGAUUUUUGCGUCUUUUAAUCUGGAGUUGGAAGUAAAUGGUAUUCGCCCCGUUUCAGCUGUACGGUUAUAGAUGCAGAACUUAACUGGAUAGCACAUCCAGGUCCGGGAGAGUAAAGGGCAGGUGCGCUUUGGAGUCGGCGGCUGCGCGGAGAGACCGGGCUAGUGGAUUAGGACGGUACCUGUCUGUGGAGAGCGCGUCAUGCGGACUCGGAUGUCGCGCACCACAAGCCAUUAAAACCUGUAGGCUGGAGCUGACAGAUAAGCCGAUAUGGGCUCUGCUCUGCGGCGUCGCUGGCUAGUGGUCCAACUCCUGAUGCAGGUGUGGCUGGCGGCAAAUCCAUCUUUGAGUGAGCGCCCAUGCCCCAAGAGCUGUCGCUGUGAUGGAAAAAUUGUCUACUGUGAGUCAAGCGCCUUUCGCGAUGUCCCCAAGAACCUCUCAGGAGGCUGUGAAGGCCUGUCUUUACGGUACAACAGCCUCGCCAGUCUUCGCGCAGGCCAGUUUGUAGGACUCAACCACCUCAUCUGGCUUUACUUGGACCACAAUUACAUUGCCUCUGUGGAUGGAAUGGCCUUUCAGGGGGUCCGCAGACUCAAAGAGCUGAUCCUAAGUUCCAACAAGAUCACGUCGCUUCACAAUACCACAUUUCACCCUGUCCCUAAUUUGCGUAAUCUGGACCUGUCGUACAACAAACUGCAGGCCUUGCAGCCAGGGCAGUUCCAGGGCCUAAGGAAGCUUCUCAGCCUUCACAUACGUUCAAACUCUCUAAAAACCGUCCCAAUGCGUCUGUUCCAAGAUUGCAGAAAUCUUGAGUUCCUGGAUCUGGGUUACAACCGCCUGCGCAGUAUCACUCGGAAUGCAUUUUCGGGCCUAGUAAAGCUCACUGAACUGCAUCUGGAGCAUAACCAGUUCUCAAAAAUCAAUUUCUCCCACUUCCCACGCCUCUACAAUCUGCGGGCACUUUACCUGCAGUGGAAUCGCAUUCGCUCAAUGAACCAGGGCCUGACCUGGACCUGGGCCUCCAUCCAGAAACUGGAUCUGUCUGGAAAUGAUCUGAUGGAAGUGGAUGCUGCAGUUUACCAAUGCCUACCCAACCUGCAGACCCUCAAUCUGGACUCCAACAAGCUGAACAAUGUCUCCCAGGAGGUGGUUGAUGCCUGGAUAUCUUUGACUAUGAUUAGCUUAGCUGGUAAUGUAUGGGACUGUGGCCCUGCCAUCUGUCCUCUGGUGGCCUGGCUAAGAAAAUUCAGAGGGGCAAAGGAGACCACCAUGAUCUGUGCCUCCCCCAAGAAAGCCCAGGGUGAGAAAGUGAUGGAUGCUGUCGAAGCUUUUGGUGUUUGUCAAUCAAACCCAGCGACAACACUCACCGUGAGUAUUCCUCCAAGCCCAUCCAGCGUCCCUGUGCAGACUGAACGCCAACCAGCCAUUCUGGCUUUACCCACCGGUUCUGAAAAGAGAGGCGAGGGGUCUAUCAGAGGCCCCACAUUGUCAGUUGUUACCCCACCUGUGGCACUUCCCCCAGAGCAAGACUUGGAGCCUGUGUCCUUCCAUAAGAUUGUGGCUGGAAGCGUGGCCCUUUUUCUAUCUGUCGCGAUGAUCCUGUUGGUAAUCUACGUGUCUUGGAAGCGCUAUCCUAGCAGUGUCAAGCAGCUGCAGGAGCAUUCGGCAGCAGCCCGCAAACGCCGCAAGAAAGCUAGAGAGACGGAGCGCACCCUGAGUUCUCCACUGCAGGAGUACUAUGUGGACUACAAGCCCACCAAUUCUGAGGCCAUGGACGUGCUUGUGAAUGGGACCGGACCCUGCACCUAUACCAUCUCAGGCUCCCGAGAAUGCGAGGUCCCCCACCAGUUGGGUGCGCUGACCUUCUACCGCUAUGAGCAGCCUAUCGUAGACUACUGCCAGGCCCAUCAACCCCUGCGGCUCAACAUGGGCUACGAGGGACCCCCACAGGGCCUGGAGGGCCUGGAGGACCUUGGCCCGUGCGAUAGGGGUACUAUACAGACAGUGGCGCUGCCGGCCGUGCCCUCUGCCACCAUCAUGGGUGCCCCUGUGCCAGGGCCUCGCUCUCCUCCCCCCCCCCUCAGACCACCGACUGAAGGUCCCAGCAGUGGUCCAUUCCCUCCCGCCGAACGCACUGGCACACUCAAAUUCGGACGCUAGCGAGCCGAGUCUGGUUGUGAGAAGUGGGGCAAGGGCCUCUGAUUCACCGUGACUUUGUAAUGAAGGGGCAGGCAUGCUGGUUAUUCAGUGGGGCCUUGUUUUCAGAACAAGAGUAUGUGAACUAAAGGACAACAUUUUUUUUCUAAUUCUGCCUGGAGGGAUAUGGCAUAUGAAACACAUAGUCUCCCUAAUAUACACUAAAGGGGAGACAUCCUUGAAGAUCAUUUUCAUUUCUUUUUUCCCAAAGCACCUCAUAUAAAACUUGUUUCCACUGAAUCCUGGGAGAAAAUCCAGCAUAUGACAAAAAGUAUUACCUUGUUUCCAAAUCUGUUUUUUUGCCAUAUCCCAUCAUGGGGCACUGGUUCUCAGCAGUCCACGUGCACUGAGUCAGGAGUGAAAGGGAAAGUGCAAUAAACACGAGUUCUCGAUCACAAAAAGUGAGAGCAGUAACAUAAAACAUAAAAGAGAUGGAGCUGGGUAUCAUGUGAAGAGCAAGGGGCUUCUUACUGUGAUUACUAUUACAAUAUUUAGUCAGUACUUGUUAACAAAGGCAAAUCCAUAUCAUUAUUUCAUACAGGUGAGUCAUUCUCUCAAGACAAUUUCAUAGAAUUUAUCUUUGUCUUACUUUCUGUUGUUUUUUUUUUUAGAUGUGGGACUUCAUGCUGAAUUCCAUUAAUGUGCAUGUAAAACCAAAGAGUUUACUUGUAUUUUUCCUUUUAUGCACAUAAGCUAUUUUAGCUGAGGGCAUUCUUAAAAUGCCCAUUGGUCUACUAAACUGGCCUCUGCCAACUCACAUUCACAAUUACAAACAAAUCCCCUGGUAGUUUCAGAUGAACUGGGCUUGUCUUUUCAGAUUAGCAAAUUAACCAUGCGAUACAUACGUACAAAGUGAGGAAGUGAAAAUGAAAUUUCAUUUUUUAAGAUAUUUAUCAUAAUGAUUACCUGGUCCUCCCAACAUCAAUUUAGUUGUCAUCAUUCAUAAUCUUGGUGACGCUAUGCAUAGCAACAUCUACACAAACACUUUAGAAGAGAUAUUAUGGCAUGUUCCAUAAACUCCUUCCACAUACAGAGGCCCUUUUCACAGCAGAAUGACAGGUCUUUGUAUAUGAUUAUAUCCCAGCUGAAUGAUUCACUAUGCUUUAAAGAGGUAAUCAUGGGGAAUUUAUGUGGUGAAAUAAGUACAUUUGAAUGCAAAGUAUUGUACAUAUUCUUACGAAAGGUCCACUUUACUAAAGGUCAAACCACUCUCACUGCCCCAAACAGUCAUUUGAAAAAAUUGUUGAGUCAAUGUUUGACUUUGAUCACACUGGACAAUUUGGAGAGCACCGACUUGCUGGGUUUGGCAAAGCUCCCAUCUCCCCUCCACCACAGAGAACAACAGUGGCUAGUGGGGACAUGUUGAACCAGCACCUUGACUUCUCUUUCACCUGCGUAUGAACCCAUGGACUGUACUGGGAAUAUUGCCUGACAUCUUUAUUUUUUUUUACCAGAAAAACUGUGCCUGCAGUGCUGGACUUUAUUGCACUUGGUAACCCUUUGGCCGGCGUGUCGAGCAUUCUUUCUCACUGACUUGUGGAGCUGAUGAUGACUUCAGAUAUGGCUGUGAUGGACUGUCAAAUAUCAUAUCUGGCUUAAUCCAAACAGUGCACCUGGGGCCGUUUUCUACAUGUCAGUGGUCAUACUCGGGGGAGUUGUGGAAACUGUGCUUGGUCUCCCCACUGCGCAACUGAUUGGUCCGCAGAGGAAAUUGCAAGGGGCCAAAAAAUUCCCCGGAAUGUGUGUGUAUCUUCAAGAUAAAAGAACGAAAUCUUUCUUUUAUUAUUUUGUCUUUUUGGCUUGGAACAUAAAGAGGUGUUCAAAGAUGAUGUCAAGAAAUUCUAUAAGACUAAUCAAAGGACAAAAAUCGAAUAGAACUUAUUUAUCGUGUAAAUAGUGAAUCUUUAAAGAUGAGAAAAAAAAAAAAAAAGUAUGAACUUCACUUCUUCUGAAACACAAACUGCUUGUGAACAGAAGAGGAGCCUUAUUCACUCUCCAGUGGGAAUCUGUUACCAAGAUAACUCGGUGAAGAGGUUCCUACUGUAACGCUCCUGUUGUUUCAAUGAUGAAUAUUUUUCUAUCUGCUCCCGCCACUAUUCUACCAUUAAACACACAUUAUGUUACCGAGGUAAUUUCUCAAAUCCAAUAAUUUUACUGAAUCACUGGAAGAUUGGGAGCCUUGUUAUUAUGAUAUAGUUCAAGUGUCAAACCUCAUAGAGAGCCACAUUUUCUGUUCUGACUUCAGACGUGUUUCAUCUUGCAGGAGGUGGCCGUUCCAUUGUGUUGUUAGGUACAUCCCGGUCCACUCCUCAUGUUUAAGAAAUCCACAACGAUCUGCCAUUUCAAGGUCUACUCGGGGAGAAGAAGUGUGCUAUUCUUUAUACCAAGAGUUUAACUUGGGAAGUUCUUUUUGAUGUGCCAUUAUUUUGUUAAAUGUUUUACCAAAAAACCAGCCCUAAAACAACAAGUGACCCAAAAGUCUUCAUGGUUUCACAACUAAGAAGGGUUCAGACCCCCUUCAUGUACAGAACAUUGCAUAAAAAGCAGUUGAUUCGCUGAGUACAGUUGCUUAAUAGUGCUGGUGGAGUUUACUUUGUAAUAGCAGCUGUGCCAAUGUCUUUAUAAUGGGAGCGCUCUCAAUUUUAUCCAUGUAUUGUCUUGCCUUGCUCUAUAUCACCCCUGCUAACUCCUUGGCCUGAAUUUCAUGUCUGCCUCUGGGUGACUCGGGUUAACCUAUUUGAUGAUGUUCUAUUUCUGUCCGCAUGCUGAUAUUUUGGGAAACUCUGCCCAGUUAGGGAGGAGCGCUGAACCAGAGACAAACAGUUUGGGGGAUAUUUCCUGUCUGGAGUGCCCUACAACCAGCAGCACGUGUCAUGGACAACUUCACUGUUUUUUAAAGCAAUCCUUGCCCCCUGUCUCACCUGAAGUAGAAUUCCCUGGCACGACAUAGUCUGUUAAACAGAGGAAGAGGCCUGUGCUGGGCACUCACUCCAGGGACAGGCUUUCCCUUUAAUAGUCUCCUGCUAUAGCCCAGGACCCCAUAUGUAGUAAUUACUACAGCGAUAAUGGUUCAAUUCAGUGUAAACACACUGAUCAAAGCUACUUUGCCCUUCAUGUUUAAUUAGAAAAUGCUAUUAAAAUCUUUGUCUGUUCACAAUUAAAUCAACUACUAAUAAGCGAUUGAUUAAUCAUGACUACCUCCCUGAUAAAAUCAGAUAUGUUCAGCGGAAUGUUCGAAUCCUGCUGCCAGUAAUUAUUUAGUCUUUUGUCCGUUUCUUUUUGCCAUCAGAGAGCUGGAAGCACAGGCACUGCAUGCUAAUGAUGCAUGUUUGAGCUGAACUCCAGGACUGUCUGCGCUCGCCGCACAAUGCCAACAGGCUUUACUUUCCUCUUCUGCAGUGUUUGUUUAUGUUUUUGUACACCCCAAGGAACAUUUCUCUAUUUUUUUUGCUUUUGGGGGGGAGGGUGAAUAAAGGUCUGAAGAAUUGCAGUGAAAUGUUCUAUAUUUCAGCGUUAAUGCGCAGAGGAAAAGCUAAUGCAAAUCUCCAAGGGGGAGAGGGAAAGCAGAGGAGACGAGAGGGGCAGCCAGAGAUGCUGUACAAUAGGGAUGAUGUAGAGGGAAAAAUGGGUAAGUGCCAGGACAUUGUUACUGUUACAAUGAAAGCUUUCUGAUGUUUCUUAAUGACGCAGGAAGCUUUCCACUGCAAAACGCAAACUGCUUCAGCAGAGCUCAGAUACACGCGGCACACAUGAGCAUUCUGUAGAGUUACAUAGCAAACACACACACACACAAAUCAACUUACAUCUUGUAACUAUGUAUAAUGCAUGCUCACAUACAAAGAUAAACAAAGUCACGUCAUGUCAUGUUUUAAACACCUAAUUUGGUUGAGAUAUUUAUUGACACUGUUACCAAGAAUCCAUUUCAUUUUUUUUUCAGUUUCUAACUGCAGAACAAUGACGCAUUAAAUACAUAUGCACAAAAAAAAAAAAAAAUUGAUAAAUGGUAAUGAAGUACUUCAGGUUUUGACGCUCCCAUCCAUUUCAGCUCACCCAAGGCCAUCUGCGACGGUUCAGUAGGUCCUAAUCCAUUACCUGAUAAAUAGAUUUGAAAAAUUAAUUCCAAGCCAGACGUGGAGUUUCAGCUUUUCUUCCUCUACCAUACGUCUGUGUCUUACCCACAGGCACCGCUGGGGUAUACCCAUACAGCACACAGUCAUGACUCCAGACAGUCAGCACGUACACACAUAACGGGGCUAAGCAGAAAAAAAAACAAAAAACAAAAAAAACAAGCUAAUGCUCCCCAUCUGCCAAUUCUAGACUCCUAAUUUGAGUUUCUCUAUUUUGUUAGUGUGUGCGCAGACUGCAAAUGUUAAGAACAAAUAACUUUGUCAUGCUAAAAAGGCAGAAAGAGAGACUGGAAACAUCGCUAGUGAGUUAGCUACCCCGCAUGUACCCAGAUAGCGUGUGUGUUUGUGUGCAUCUAUAGCAGCACCUACUCCUCCACCUCCUCUAAACCCAUGUCAGCAUUACUGAUGUUCAGGCCAGCCCGGUCCCCAUUAAUUGUUAUUGUUCCAUGCUGUGUCACAUUAGCAGGCAGUCUUUAACCUCUGACCCGCAUUGUCCUGACUCUGUUUUUCUGCCAUUGCUCAUGUCAGAGGGGACACAGAAAGGGAAGGCAUGAUCAUUAACCUCUGUCAGGGAAACACACUUUUUCGUUUGUCUGACAAAGCCCGCUUGCGCCCCUAAUUGGAUUUAAUGUGAGCACCGAAGAAAGGAAGGUUUUUAUUUAAAUGGUCUGCAUUCUAUUCAUGCAGUUGGCUUGAGAGUACAGUGAGAGAAUGCAGAGAGAAAGUGAUAGAAAGCAAUAUCAGAAGUAGUCUGUGUUUCUUUUGUUGCUGCCACUUAAAGGCUUUCCAUAUAAACCAGGGGAUCCCUGCUGUCUCCUUCUCAUUCAUUUCCUGCAGAGAGCAUUGAUUUCUGUAGAGUGUAAAUAUGCGCUGCAUUGUUUGUUUUUUUUGGUAGUUGGUUUGUUGUUGAGUUUUUUUGUCUUAUUUGGAUUUUUGUUCUUUUUACUGUAUUCAGACCUAAAGCAUUUUUGUGGCGACCUGGUCCAAGCGCAAAAAUAUGGCUCUUCUUUGAGUAUAUUAUUGUCAGAAAAUGUUUUGUAAAAAUUUUGAUGAUGAUAUCAGAAAUAAACAUCUAAAGAUGGGA
Sander lucioperca (pikeperch) is the source of this 8023-nucleotide messenger RNA. Its product is annotated as leucine-rich repeat transmembrane neuronal protein 4. Gene Ontology annotation, molecular function: protein binding. The record is from RefSeq and is a predicted model, not a curated record. Gene Ontology annotation, cellular component: extracellular matrix. Lineage: Eukaryota; Metazoa; Chordata; Actinopteri; Perciformes; Percidae. Bases 887 to 2776 code for a protein of 629 amino acids. The transcript is spliced from 3 exons.